AUGCGGGACCUGCUGGAGAAGCUGCAGACCAUUAGUAAGGAGCAGGAGGACCACGAGCCAGAGUUUUAUGGGCCUGAAAAUGAUGUAGACAAUGUGACUCUGUCUCAAGAGGCAGUGGUGUUUGAGAAAUCCUCAGCUAUUGAUGACAUCCUGAUGGAGGCCCACGCCAUUCGCAAGGACAUGUCCUUGUUCCAUGUACAGGUAGAGCAUCUGAAAACACAUAAUGAACGCUUUGGCACCUCUGUGCGGCGCCUUACCCUACUCAAAAAGGACUCGGACUCCAUCGCCAGGGGAAUCCAGCAACAUGGCGAGGCUCUGUACGUGCGCCUUCAGGCCCUGGGUAAUGAGAGCCGCCAGCUGGAGGAGAAAGAAGGUCCCCACGCUGCUGUUAGUCGCAUUGCCCGAGUUCAGCAUGACACACUGAUGCGUGCCUUCCAUGAUGCCAUGAGUGAAUACAAUAAGGCAGAGGAGAUGCAGAGGGAUGCAUGUCGGGAGAGGAUCAAGAGGCAGGCCUCCAUAAUGGGAACUGAAAUCACCAAUGAGCAGCUGGAUGUGAUGGUGGACAAAGGUGGUGAAGGAUGGGCUGAGCUGUCCCAGAGCCUGCAGAGCCCAGGCGCACGCUCGCUCAGCAGGGCGAUGUUUGAGAUCAAAGGCAGACACAAGGAGCUGGUGGAGCUGGAAGCCAGGAUGAGGGAUGUCCAUGAACUUUUCCUGCACAUGGCCAUGUUGGUGGAGGAGCAGGGAUCCAUGCUCAAUAACAUUGAGGCUAAUGUGUGUACCAGUGAGGAAUAUGUUGAAGAAAUCAACGUUCAGAUCAAGAAGGCCAUACAGUACAAGAGGAAAAAUCCUUUUCAGCAAUGUUGCCCCUGUCUACCCUGCUGGAGAAGCAACCAAAUGCUUUAG
Molecule: messenger RNA, 903 nt
Organism: Micropterus dolomieu (smallmouth bass)
Lineage: Eukaryota; Metazoa; Chordata; Actinopteri; Centrarchiformes; Centrarchidae
Product: syntaxin-11-like
Exons: 1
Coding region: 1-903 (300 amino acids)
Biological process (GO): intracellular protein transport; synaptic vesicle fusion to presynaptic active zone membrane; exocytosis
Cellular component (GO): presynaptic active zone membrane; SNARE complex; synaptic vesicle
Molecular function (GO): SNAP receptor activity; SNARE binding
Source: RefSeq, a predicted model, not a curated record